Letharia lupina is the source of this 1554-nucleotide messenger RNA. RefSeq lists its product as uncharacterized. Lineage: Eukaryota; Fungi; Ascomycota; Lecanoromycetes; Lecanorales; Parmeliaceae. The coding region runs from base 1 to 1554 and encodes 517 amino acids. The record is from RefSeq and is a predicted model, not a curated record. The transcript has 7 exons.
AUGUGUCGCGAGGAAUGCCUUCUGGAGGAUGUUUUGAUAGCACCCUCUCAUUCUCUCGCUAAACAAGUUCAUGAGCACUAUCUUCCCAAGCUGCUUUCCCACGACCCAAACGAGAUCACCACGGCGCAUGAGAUCACAGCUCGCAACCGCCUCUUCAAUGUCGAUGGUUUCGGGGUUGCUUGGUACACGGCGACCGCGGCAGAGUUCAACAGCGAUGGUAUAACUGCAGAGCAACCUGGCCUCUACAAGAACGCUCAGCCUCCUCUCCAUGACACCGACUUCCGCAGCAUCUGUGCAAACACAGCUAGCAAAGCCGUCUUCGCUCACAUUCGUGCUGCUACAGCCACCCCUGUUACUGCGGUCAACAACCAUCCUUUUGUCUUCGGUCGACACACCUUCAUGCACAAUGGAGAAAUUUCUGACUUCUCCAAGAUCUGCCGUGGCAUGGCCGAUCUAAUGGACGAUGAUUCGUACGGCAAUGUACAUGGGUCGACAGAUUCUGAACAUUUUGCGGCACUGUACAUCACAUACCUUACAGAUGGGAAAGGCCGGAAGAGCUGGGAACAGCAAUACACCGUCAAGCAGAUGCGAGAUGCCAUGAGAAAGGCGGUUGGCACCGUUGUGAAGCUGCAGCGAGAAAAACUUGGAGACAAGGCAGAACCCAACAGCCUGAACCUGGCAGCGACUGAUGGCAGCCAGCUUGUUGCUUUCCGGUUUCGGAAUCAUGCGACCGAGCAGCCACCUUCGCUGUACUAUUCUACCAAGGCAGGCGUUACAUUGAACAGGAAAUAUCCCGAUCACCCUGACGGGAAAGAAAAUCCUCUCGCACACAAAAAGGCCGAAGAUCAUGGUAGCCAUGUGAUCGUUGCCAGCGAACCUUCAACGUACAACUCGAAGGAAUGGGACCUUAUCGAGAAGAACCAUUGCUUGAUGGUGGAGACUGACGGUAAAGCCCAGAUCGAGAAGCUGGAGUAUCCUCAAGAAUCCGCCUUCGCCAUCCUCGCCAACGCCCAGCGAUAUCGCCCAUACGGCUACCAGUAUCAGGAAAGGGACGCCACGCAGGUCGUCGGCUCCGAUACCGGCUCCGCUUCCGGCACCGGCGCCACCGACUCCGGCCCCUCUAGCAACAGCGCCGCAGCCUCGACCGCGUCGUUCACCCAAUACUCCCCCUGCGACGACCCCAGCAAAACAUCCUGCGCCUGGUACAGCAGCUCCGGCUACAACGCCGCCGUCUCCCAGGCCGUCUACGGCGGCUACCCGGGCUCCGGCCCAAGCGGUGCCUGCGGCGUCUGCUGGAAACUGACCCCCGAAUACGCCGGCGCGAACGAGAUCGUGGUCAAGGUCAACAACCUGUGCCCGGACGACGGGAAUGCCCUUUGCGCGCAGGCUGAGAAUGUCGAUGUCAAUUUCGACCUGUGCAAAGACAGUGGCGCCGCGGCUGCCCUCUUCGGCAGUUCGGGGACGGAGCAGGUUAACGGGACGGCGGUUGUUGUGGAUUGUUCCGAGUGGAGUGGCGGUGCUGAUGUUUGUCUGCCGGGUGUUUCGUCCUGUUAG